AUGAUGUCGAGGAACGUCUUGCGCCAGUCUGGCCGCAUUGCCGGUGCGAUUGCAGCAUCUGGAAGAGUAGCUGCGUCUCGUGCCGUCACGCCCGCACCUUUCAAUACCAUCUCGAAACAGGUUCGAACAUACGCCGCCGAUGCCAAAGCCUCCCCCACCGAAGUCUCCUCUAUCCUAGAGCAAAGAAUCCGUGGUGUGCAAGAGGAGGCAGGUCUCACCGAGACCGGCCGCGUCUUGUCCGUCGGUGACGGUAUCGCCCGUGUCCAUGGUCUGGCCAACGUCCAGGCCGAAGAACUGGUUGAAUUUGCUUCCGGUGUCAAGGGCAUGUGCAUGAACUUGGAAGCUGGCCAAGUCGGUAUCGUGCUUUUCGGUUCUGAUCGUCUCGUCAAGGAAGGCGAAACUGUCAAGCGUACCGGCCAGAUUGUUGAUGUUCCUGUCGGCGAGGCUAUCCUUGGCCGUGUCGUUGAUGCCCUCGGUAACCCCAUUGAUGGCAAGGGCCCAAUCAAGACCACCGAGAGACGCCGUGCUCAACUGAAGGCCCCUGGUAUCCUUCCCCGACACUCUGUCAACCAACCGGUCCAGACCGGCCUCAAGUCCGUCGACGCCAUGGUGCCGAUCGGUCGUGGCCAGCGUGAAUUGAUCAUUGGUGACCGUCAAACCGGAAAGACUGCCGUCGCCCUGGACGCCAUGCUGAACCAAAAGAGAUGGAACAACUCGAACGAUGAGACCAAGAAACUCUACUGUGUCUACGUGGCCAUCGGCCAGAAGCGAUCUACCGUCGCUCAGCUCGUCAAGACCCUGGAGGAGAACGACGCCAUGAAAUACUCCAUUGUCGUCGCUGCCACCGCAUCUGAGGCUGCUCCUUUGCAAUACCUUGCUCCUUUCGCCGGUUGUGCGAUGGGAGAAUACUUCCGCGACAACGGCAAGCACGCUCUUAUCGUGUUUGACGAUCUUACCAAGCAGGCCGUGGCCUACCGACAAAUGUCUCUGUUGCUCCGUCGUCCUCCUGGGCGUGAGGCCUACCCCGGUGAUGUCUUCUACCUCCACUCCCGAUUGUUGGAGCGAGCUGCCAAGAUGAGCGACAAGCACGGCGGUGGCUCCUUGACUGCUCUUCCAGUUAUUGAGACCCAAGGUGGUGAUGUGUCUGCGUACAUUCCUACCAACGUCAUUUCCAUCACCGACGGUCAGAUUUUCUUGGAAGCGGAAUUGUUCUACAAGGGUAUUCGUCCAGCCAUCAACGUCGGUCUUUCCGUCUCGCGUGUCGGUUCGGCCGCUCAGCUCAAGGCCAUGAAACAAGUCGCUGGUUCUCUGAAACUCUUCUUGGCCCAAUACCGAGAAGUCGCCGCUUUCGCUCAGUUCGGUUCCGAUCUUGACGCCGCCACCAAACAGACCCUCAACCGUGGUGAACGUUUGACCGAACUGUUGAAGCAGAAGCAAUAUUCCCCUAUGGCCGUCAACGAAAUGGUCCCUCUCAUCUACGCCGGUGUCAACGGUCACUUGGACAGCGUCCCAGUGGCCAAGAUCCUGCAAUGGGAGGCUGACUUCCUCGCACACUUGAGGAGCGACCAAGCCGAGCUCUUGGCCCGAAUCGACAAGGAGGGACAAUUGAGCAAGGACCUCGAGCAGCAACUGAAGGAUGUUGUGGUCAGCUUUACCAAGAGCUUCACAUAG
Molecule: messenger RNA, 1671 nt
Organism: Capronia epimyces CBS 606.96
Lineage: Eukaryota; Fungi; Ascomycota; Eurotiomycetes; Chaetothyriales; Herpotrichiellaceae
Product: ATP synthase subunit alpha, mitochondrial
Exons: 3
Coding region: 1-1671 (556 amino acids)
Biological process (GO): proton transmembrane transport; proton motive force-driven ATP synthesis
Molecular function (GO): ADP binding; proton-transporting ATP synthase activity, rotational mechanism; ATP binding
Source: RefSeq, a predicted model, not a curated record